AUGUCAACCGUAACCCCAGAGGGCAUACCAGAUCUCACUGGAACCUGGGUAUUUAACCGAAAACUAUCUGAUGAUCCAGAUGAGGUCUUUGCUUUGCAAGGAGUGCAUUGGGUGAUCCGUAAGGCGUUGCGUCACGCUCGGCUUUCAUUGGAACUUUGCCAGACGACUGUUACGGUUGAGGGGGUCAGCAAAGACGACGACCACAACGGAGUGAGAACAGCACCAGAAAGCCUCAAAGCCGUCACAACUCUUCAAGUAAAGCAAAUUGUCAACCCCGGUGGGUUUGACAGCCAGGGGUCUUACACCGUGGAUGGUAGCACGCAAGAUCUAUCGGUGCCAGUUUUCGGGGACAUUCGAACGCAGCUGAGCUUCAUAGAGAUAGGAGAAAUUGAGGAACAAUCAAUUCGACGAGGAUUCGAGAUCUCCGGCUACAAAGGGAAGGUUAUUCAAGAGCUAGCCAGCGACAACUCGAAGGCAGCAGCUCGCAGCAACACGAAGGAAUGGGAAGCGGAAGUUAUUUGGGCAUUUGAAAUCAUUGAGGGGAAAGAACAUCUGACUCGAAAUGUGAGCAUGGCAGGCAACGAGAAGAAGAUCAUUGCGAGGAUGGUGUACGAUAGACAAGAUUGA
Messenger RNA from Penicillium brevicompactum, 627 nucleotides. RefSeq lists its product as uncharacterized. NCBI's taxonomy places the organism in Eukaryota, Fungi, Ascomycota, Eurotiomycetes, Eurotiales, Aspergillaceae. The transcript is spliced from 3 exons. The record is from RefSeq and is a predicted model, not a curated record. The coding region runs from base 1 to 627 and encodes 208 amino acids.